CAGGAUCCUUGCAGUUUGUUGGGCAGAGCUCGGCCUUUGAGGAGCGUGGAGGAGCUCAGCACCUUGAUUGCCUUUAGGGAGGUUGGAGGAGGAGGAGGAGGAGGAGGAGGCGGCGGCAUCUGAGCAGAGCUCUGCAGUUCCUUCCACCUUCUUUUGGGUGUCCCCACCCCCUCUGCUUCCUUUCUCGUUCUGCCCCUGAAGGCCCAGAGCAGUAACAGCAGGUUUGACUGGUGGAAAGGAGGUGGCAGGGCCAUGAUCCCCGAGGACGUUCAGAGACUCCUUGAAGAUGCUGAGUGCUUCCUGGCGGAUGGACUGCAGAACGAAAACUUGAGCCCUAAAGCAAGGGAGCAGAGGAACACGAUUCUCUUUGGCUUCCAGCAAGUCAAAGCCAGGUACCACUUGGAAUUUCUGCCCCGAGGAGAGAAUCAGCACGAUGCUGGCUUUGGGCAGGACAGUUCUGAUGAAAAUCAGAGCUGGAGUUUGGCCCCUUCCAUGACAUCUGAUGUCUCGCUCCCAUCGGACUUGCAGGAUGAUGGAAUGGAGGAAAUCGCACUGAGGCCUGUUCAAGACACAGGGAACAUUCUAAAGCAAGGAUAUCUGGAGAAGAGGUCCAGAGACCACAGCUUUUUCGGGUCGGAGUGGCAGAAGCGGUGGUGUGUCCUCAACAGAAAGACCUUUUAUUACUAUGCCAAUGAGAAAAGCAAGCAACCUAAAGGCACCUUCUCCAUUGAGCAGUACAAUGCCCGGCUGGCUUUCCACCUCCGCAAAGACUCGCGCCGAAGAUGCUGUUUUGAAUUAGUCUGCCCUGGGAAACGCACCUAUGAGUUCACAGCCCCGAGUCCAGCAGAGGCUGAAGAUUGGGUGGAUCAGAUCCAGUUCCUCCUGAAGGACCUGAGUUCCCUCACUAUCCCGUACGACGAGGACGAGGAAGAGCUCUACAAUGACGUGGGGAGUUCUGACUCCAUGACCACGGCAUCUCACAACACUACCCUGAAUCAAGACGAUGGGAUGGAAGAAGACGACAUCUACGAGGUUUUUCCAGAGAAGGACCCCAACGCUCCCGAGGACAGCGAGGAUGUCGGCGGCGGACAGCAGCGCGGUAAGAGCCCACCCUACAUUGGCCAACCCCGUGGAUGUCCCGGGGACGGCGGCAGGCAGGGGAUCUGGGGUGCAGGUGCUGAUGGAGGAACACUCAUGGAGAGGAGGUGGGGCAGACGGGACAGGAGAUGAGGCAGGACGUGAGUCAGGGCCCAGAGGAAGCCGGCCGGACGCGCAGCACCGCUGCCGGAACCAGCACCGCCCGGAGCGGGAGGCCCCAAGAGCCUCCCUGCGCUCACGGGUCCCCCCCCGCUGCUUUUUCCUUAGGGAUCUGCACUAUGGGAUGGGAGCGGAUGGUCUGUUUCCUGCCCGGUCCCACCUGGCUUCACUUUCCAUCGCCGCUUCCGCCCCGGCGCAGGAAAGCAGCGCUUGUGUCCGAGCAGCCGGGGCUGGGCUGGGGCCUUCCUGCCCUGCACAACCCAGCCAGGGGCCCCAAGGGGAUGUGCACGGCCUGGAGAUGCUCAGCCAGGGGGUGCCCGUCCCGCUGGCACCCAGGGCACGGGGCUGCUGGGUGGCGGGGACCAGAGGGGCUCAUCGGGCAGCAGGGGCCUGUGGUGGCUUCAUGCACCGUGGGGCGUUCUUGGAAGCACGCACGCGGGUGUGCGGACACCCCGAGCACUGCUGGGUUGCUCCCCCAGAGGGGCUCUCAGCUGUCCUACAGCCCCGUGCCCAGCUUCCCAGUGUGCCCAGCUUCCCAGUGCUCCCAGCUUCCCAGUGUUCCCAGCUUAAUGCGGGGUUGAGUCCUUGCUGUCUGCAGGGACCAGAGCAAGCCAGCAUCUCUCCACUCCCUGUGCCCUCUCAGCGCUUGUUUCCCACCUACCCCCACCCCCAGCACGAUGACUUAUUCAGCCACUGGAGCAUGUGGCAGUGACAGCAGGUACCAGCGCCCAGAGCUGGGAAAAACGACGUCCUCAUCUUUAUAAACCACACUGCCAUCGUCACGCGUGCAUCCCCGGGGACUCCUGGGCACGGGCUGAGGAAAGCAGAAGGAGCCAGGACAUGCACUGCACACACGCAUUUGUCUUUGCCUUCCACAGCUCUCCCAGCGUUUCAGAGAGGAGCCGCCCCGGUUCCCUCGCAGGAGCAGCAUGCCUGGGGCACCCAAGGGUGCUGGCUCCCACCUAUCCCAGCCCUGCACCCAUUUGAAUGCCCCGCUCCUGCUCGUUAGCAUCCUCCUGACAGCUGUGAUUUUUCUUAAGCGUCGUAGCUGGUUUCGUACUUAGUGUCACCGUCACUGCUUUAAGCCCCGUGUCUGUUUUUAUGCUAAGGAAUACGUGAGGCUCCUGCCUCUGAAAUACCGGGCUCCAUUUCAAGAGGGAAAGGUUCUCACAGCUCCAGGAACCCUGGCCUCUGUGCCUUCAUCCUGGGUCGUUUGUGCUGCGGUCCAACUGGACGAAGGGUGAAGGGACGGGGAUGGCAGCAGCCCUUGAGCAGAGGGUUGGGUUGGCAGCGUACACCCAAAGUGCCAGCUGAGCAUUUGGCGAAUGGAAAACUAUUGUUUCUCAUUUCUAAGUACGGGGAGGAUGCCACGAAGCCGGACCAGCCCAGCAAAUUCAGCCGGGAGCUGCGGGCUGCUCCUGCCAAGACGCCCAUUUGUGCAGCUCGGGCUGCUCAGUCCCUUCCUGCCUUCAGUGCCUGAUGAGCUGCUGCUGCCGUGCAGCCCGACCCGUCAAAUACAGAGAGAGCAGAAUUCCUGUCCUCAGAAAAACAGAAGAGCCCCGAAGCUUGUCCCCUGCGCUGAGCGUGGCAGGAGGUUUCACCUAGCAGGGAAAGCCACCGAGCUGCAGACAGUUGUCAUUAGGUUUCAGCAUCAACAGGCUGCCAAAGCCACGAGCCCAAAGCAGAGGGGUUGGGGCAGGAGCUUCUCCCCCAGCCCUGCCUGGGGCUGCUGGGGCUGCGGAAGGCAGUGACGCAGUUGUCACAUUUGGCUGAUUUCCUUCAUGACCCCAAGGCCCAUAAACGUGGGAGGAGGCACUCGCCCCACUUACAUCAGUGUAAAUCAGUCACGCUCACGUCGUGCCUCUGCCCUGAGCGCAGGUUCAGAUCUGCACGCAGGGCACCUGGGACCGCCGCCGUCCCAUGGGGACGCUGCACGGUGACAAAGCCUUCCCUUGCUUGGCUUUAUCUCCCAGUGCUGAGAUGGAGCCAGGACCCCUGCUCUGCAAACCAUCUUCAUUUGCACACCACCUUCCCGACAGCUCGCACAAACGUCUCGCUUUUGACAAACCGUGGCUGGGAAUUCAGUGCGGAGCUGUGCCGUGCUCCCAUCACGAGGCAUCUUCAUCCGAUGCCAUUAACGCUGACCUUCUCAAGCUGGAGCGAGGGCUGAGACCUUUCCUUGGACCAGCUGACAUCGCUGGAGAAAAUAAGCCCUCCUGGUUAACGCAGGGAGCAUGGGACCGAGCUGCUGGCAGCAUCGCAGCAGCACCAGCCUGCACGAUGCUCUCUGCAUGGCAGUGCUGUCCUCGCACUGCAGCAGUGACCUUUGGUGGCACUUACACAUUUCUCUGCCUGCUGCCUGCUUUGUCCUGCUCGGUGCCCCGAUCCUUCCUCUGCCUCCGGUUCAUAACCUCUGGUUCCUGCACUUUGCACAAGCUUAAAUAACUCAGUAGCUCCUACUCCUUCUAUUCCCUUCACAAUCUUUUCCUCGCCACUGUGUGCUCCCCCUUUAAUACUUUCCAAAGGAUGCAGACCUACUUUUUUUUUUUCUCCCAGCCUUUCUAUUGAAGUUCCCCAAGUCCCUGAGUCAUUCCGGUUGCUCCCUGCUGUACCAUUAUCCAUCUCUGUAAUGUCCUUUUUCAUAUUUAGGUGAUCAAAUCCGGGCACAGCACUCCAGAUGCACCCUUAUCACUCGGUCCCUUACACCAUAUUAGAAACAUUUCCUCCAACAUGUGCUCGAUAUUUUCUAUUUAUGCUUUCUGGGCUCGGUUCAGCCGCGUGGCAGAGCAGCACGGCGCGCUGGUGCAACCCCGGCGCUCAAAUCACCCCCUGCACAAUGAGGUUUUA
Molecule: messenger RNA, 4104 nt
Organism: Numida meleagris (helmeted guineafowl)
Lineage: Eukaryota; Metazoa; Chordata; Aves; Galliformes; Numididae
Gene: SKAP1
Product: src kinase associated phosphoprotein 1
Exons: 10
Coding region: 253-1230 (325 amino acids)
Cellular component (GO): plasma membrane; cytoplasm
Source: RefSeq, a predicted model, not a curated record